AAUUACAUGUAUAUAUUAUUAAGAUAAUAUAUACAUCUGAUCUUAUUUUUUAAAAAAAGUUUAUUUUGCUCCAUUUUUGAAAAAGAGAGAGCGUGGGUGGUGAGCGGUUUUUAUAAAUUAUUCUUAAUUUCUGUUAUCUGCCCUCGUCCCUCCCCACCCCCUGCUGAAGCGAGAAUAAGGGCAGGGACCGCGGCUCCUACCUAUCGGUAACCCCCUUACCCGUUCCUCCCCCGCCCCAACGCCCAGCACAGUGCCCUGCACACAGUAGGCGCUCAAUAAAUGUUCGUGGAUGAUGAUGAUGAUGAUGAUGAAAAAAAUGCAGCAUCAACGGCGGCAGCAAUCGGACCACGCGAACGAGGCAAACUAUGCAAGAAGCACCAGACUCCCUCUUUCUGGUGAAGGACCAACUUCUCAACCGAAUAGCUCCAAGCAGACCGUCCUGUCUUGGCAAGCUGCAAUCGAUGCUGCUCGACAGGCCAAGGCUGCCCAAACUAUGAGCACCUCCGCACCCCCACCUGUAGGAUCUCUCUCCCAAAGAAAACGUCAGCAAUACGCCAAGAGCAAAAAACAGGGUAACUCGUCCAACAGCAGACCUGCCCGAGCCCUCUUCUGUUUAUCACUCAAUAACCCCAUCCGAAGAGCCUGCAUUAGCAUAGUGGAAUGGAAACCAUUUGACAUAUUUAUAUUAUUGGCUAUUUUUGCCAAUUGUGUGGCCUUAGCUAUUUACAUCCCAUUCCCUGAAGAUGAUUCUAAUUCAACAAAUCAUAACUUGGAAAAAGUAGAAUAUGCCUUCCUGAUUAUUUUUACAGUCGAGACCUUUUUGAAGAUUAUAGCAUAUGGAUUAUUGCUACAUCCUAAUGCUUAUGUUAGGAAUGGAUGGAAUUUACUGGAUUUUGUUAUAGUAAUAGUAGGAUUGUUUAGCGUAAUUUUGGAACAAUUAACCAAAGAAACAGAAGGCGGUAACCACUCUAGUGGCAAAUCAGGAGGCUUUGAUGUCAAAGCCCUCCGCGCCUUUCGAGUGUUACGACCACUUCGACUAGUAUCAGGAGUGCCCAGUUUACAAGUUGUCCUGAACUCCAUUAUAAAAGCCAUGGUCCCCCUCCUUCACAUCGCCCUUUUGGUAUUAUUUGUAAUCAUAAUCUAUGCUAUUAUAGGAUUGGAACUUUUUAUUGGAAAAAUGCACAAAACAUGUUUUUUUGCUGACUCAGAUAUCGUAGCUGAAGAGGACCCAGCACCGUGUGCGUUCUCAGGGAAUGGACGCCAGUGUACCGCCAAUGGCACAGAGUGUAGGAGUGGCUGGGUUGGCCCAAACGGAGGCAUCACCAACUUUGAUAACUUUGCCUUUGCCAUGCUCACUGUGUUUCAGUGCAUCACUAUGGAAGGCUGGACAGACGUGCUCUACUGGAUGAAUGAUGCUAUGGGAUUUGAAUUGCCCUGGGUGUAUUUUGUCAGUCUCGUCAUCUUUGGGUCAUUUUUCGUACUAAAUCUUGUACUUGGUGUAUUGAGCGGAGAGUUCUCAAAGGAAAGAGAGAAGGCUAAAGCGCGGGGAGAUUUCCAGAAGCUCCGGGAGAAGCAGCAGCUAGAAGAGGAUCUGAAGGGCUACUUGGAUUGGAUCACUCAAGCAGAAGAUAUUGAUCCUGAGAACGAGGAUGAAGGCGGAGAGGAGAGCAAACGCAAUACCAGCAUGCCCACCAGCGAAACCGAGUCUGUGAACACAGAGAACGUGAGUGGAGAAGGCGAGAGCCAAGGCUGCUGUGGAAGUCUCUGUCAAGCCAUCUCAAAAUCCAAGCUCAGCCGCCGCUGGCGUCGCUGGAACCGAUUUAACCGCAGAAGGUGCAGAGCUGCUGUGAAGUCUGUCUCGUUUUACUGGCUGGUCAUCGUCCUGGUGUUUCUCAACACCUUAACCAUUUCCUCGGAGCACUACAACCAGCCUGACUGGUUGACGCAGAUUCAAGAUAUCGCUAACAAAGUCCUCUUGGCUCUGUUCACCUGUGAGAUGCUGGUAAAAAUGUACAGCUUGGGUCUCCAGGCGUAUUUCGUCUCUCUUUUUAAUCGGUUUGAUUGCUUCGUGGUGUGUGGCGGAAUUACUGAAACGAUCUUGGUGGAACUGGAAAUCAUGUCUCCCCUGGGGAUUUCUGUGUUUCGGUGUGUGCGCCUCUUGAGAAUUUUCAAAGUAACCAGGCACUGGACUUCCCUGAGCAACUUAGUGGCAUCUUUGUUAAACUCCAUGAAGUCCAUCGCUUCGCUGUUGCUUCUGCUUUUUCUCUUCAUCAUCAUCUUUUCCUUGCUUGGGAUGCAGCUGUUUGGCGGCAAGUUUAAUUUUGACGAAACGCAAACCAAGCGAAGCACCUUUGACAAUUUCCCUCAAGCACUUCUCACAGUGUUCCAGAUUCUGACAGGUGAAGACUGGAAUGCUGUGAUGUAUGAUGGCAUUAUGGCGUAUGGGGGCCCGUCAUCUUCGGGAAUGAUCGUCUGCAUCUACUUCAUCAUCCUCUUCAUUUGCGGUAACUAUAUUCUACUGAAUGUCUUCUUGGCCAUCGCUGUAGACAAUUUGGCUGAUGCUGAAAGUUUGAAUACUGCUCAGAAAGAGGAAGCUGAAGAAAAGGAGAGGAAAAAGAUUGCCAGAAAAGAGAGCCUGGAAAAUAAAAAGACCAACAAACCAGAAGUCAACCAGAUAGCCAACAGUGACAACAAGGUUACAAUUGAUGACUACCGAGAAGAGGAUGAGGACAAGGACCCAUACCCGCCUUGUGAUGUGCCAGGUGAAGAGGAAGAGGAGGAGGAGGAGGAUGAACCUGAGGUUCCAGCUGGCCCCCGUCCUCGCAGAAUCUCGGAGUUGAACAUGAAGGAGAAAAUCGCUCCCAUUCCUGAAGGGAGCGCUUUCUUCAUUCUUAGCAAGACCAACCCGAUCCGCGUGGGCUGCCACAAGCUCAUCAACCACCACAUCUUCACCAACCUCAUCCUCGUCUUCAUCAUGCUGAGCAGUGCCGCCCUCGCCGCCGAGGACCCCAUCCGCAGCCACUCCUUCCGCAACACUAUACUGGGUUACUUUGACUAUGCUUUCACAGCCAUCUUUACUGUUGAAAUCCUGUUAAAGAUGACAACCUUUGGAGCUUUCCUCCACAAAGGGGCUUUCUGCAGGAACUACUUCAAUUUGCUGGAUAUGCUGGUUGUUGGAGUGUCUCUGGUGUCAUUUGGGAUCCAAUCCAGUGCCAUCUCUGUUGUGAAGAUUCUGAGGGUCUUAAGGGUCCUGAGACCGCUCAGGGCAAUCAACAGAGCAAAAGGACUUAAGCACGUCGUCCAGUGCGUCUUUGUGGCCAUCCGGACAAUUGGCAACAUCAUGAUCGUCACCACCCUCCUCCAGUUCAUGUUUGCCUGCAUUGGGGUCCAGUUGUUCAAGGGAAAGUUCUAUCGCUGCACAGAUGAAGCCAAAAGUAACCCGGAAGAAUGCAGGGGGCUCUUCAUCCUCUACAAGGAUGGGGAUGUUGAUAACCCUGUGGUCCGUGAGAGGAUCUGGCAAAAUAGUGAUUUCAACUUUGACAACGUCCUGUCUGCUAUGAUGGCGCUUUUCACGGUCUCCACAUUUGAGGGCUGGCCUGCGUUGCUGUAUAAAGCCAUCGACUCGAAUGGAGAGAAUGUCGGCCCAGUCUACAACUACCGUGUGGAGAUCUCCAUCUUCUUCAUCAUCUACAUCAUCAUCGUAGCCUUCUUCAUGAUGAACAUCUUUGUGGGCUUCGUCAUCGUCACAUUUCAGGAGCAGGGAGAGAAAGAGUAUAAGAACUGUGAGCUGGACAAAAAUCAGCGUCAAUGUGUCGAAUACGCCUUGAAAGCACGUCCCCUGCGGAGAUACAUCCCCAAAAACCCCUACCAGUACAAGUUCUGGUACGUGGUGAACUCCUCGCCUUUCGAAUACAUGAUGUUUGUCCUCAUCAUGCUCAACACACUCUGCUUGGCCAUGCAGCACUAUGAGCAGUCCAAGAUGUUCAAUGACGCCAUGGACAUUCUGAACAUGGUCUUCACUGGGGUGUUCACUGUCGAGAUGGUUUUGAAAGUCAUUGCAUUUAAACCUAAGGGGUAUUUUAGUGACGCCUGGAACACGUUUGACUCCCUCAUCGUAAUCGGCAGCAUUAUAGAUGUGGCUCUCAGCGAAGCUGACCACUAUUUCACUGAUGCAUGGAACACUUUUGAUGCCUUGAUUGUUGUUGGUAGCGUCGUUGAUAUUGCUAUAACUGAAGUGAAUCCAACUGAAAGUGAAAAUGUCCCUGUCCCAACUGCUACUCCAGGGAACUCUGAAGAGAGCAAUAGAAUCUCCAUCACCUUUUUCCGUCUUUUCCGAGUGAUGCGAUUGGUGAAGCUUCUCAGCAGGGGGGAAGGCAUCCGGACAUUGCUGUGGACUUUUAUUAAGUCCUUUCAGGCGCUCCCAUAUGUCGCCCUUCUCAUAGCCAUGUUGUUCUUCAUCUAUGCAGUUAUCGGCAUGCAGAUGUUUGGGAAAGUUGCCAUGAGAGAUAACAACCAGAUCAACAGGAACAACAAUUUCCAGACCUUUCCCCAGGCGGUGCUGCUGCUCUUCAGGUGUGCGACAGGUGAGGCCUGGCAGGAAAUUAUGCUGGCCUGCCUCCCGGGAAAGCUCUGCGACCCAGAGUCGGAUUACAACCCCGGGGAGGAAUAUACGUGUGGGAGCAACUUUGCCAUUGUUUAUUUCAUCAGUUUUUACAUGCUCUGCGCAUUUCUGAUCAUCAAUCUGUUUGUGGCUGUCAUCAUGGAUAAUUUUGAUUAUCUGACCCGGGACUGGUCUAUUCUGGGGCCUCACCAUUUAGACGAAUUCAAAAGAAUAUGGUCAGAAUAUGACCCUGAGGCAAAGGGGAGGAUCAAGCACCUUGAUGUGGUCACUCUGCUCCGACGCAUCCAGCCUCCCCUGGGGUUUGGGAAAUUGUGCCCACACAGAGUAGCUUGUAAGAGACUCGUUGCCAUGAACAUGCCUCUCAACAGUGAUGGGACAGUCAUGUUUAAUGCAACCCUCUUUGCUUUGGUUCGAACGGCUCUUAAAAUCAAGACUGAAGGGAACCUGGAGCAAGCUAAUGAAGAACUCCGAGCUGUGAUAAAGAAAAUCUGGAAGAAAACCAGCAUGAAACUACUUGACCAAGUCGUCCCUCCAGCUGGUGAUGAUGAGGUAACCGUGGGGAAGUUCUAUGCCACUUUCCUGAUACAGGACUACUUUAGGAAAUUCAAGAAACGGAAAGAACAAGGACUGGUGGGAAAGUACCCUGCGAAGAACACCACCAUUGCCCUACAGGCGGGAUUAAGGACACUGCAUGACAUUGGGCCCGAAAUCCGGCGUGCUAUAUCAUGUGAUUUGCAAGAUGAUGAGCCCGAGGAAACAAAACGAGAAGAAGAAGAAGAUGUAUUCAAAAGAAAUGGUGCCCUGCUUGGAAACCAUGUCAAUCAUGUUAAUAGUGAUAGGAGAGAUUCCCUUCAGCAGACCAAUACCACCCACCGUCCCCUGCAUGUCCAAAGGCCUUCAAUUCCACCUGCAAGUGAUACUGAGAAACCGCUGUUUCCUCCAGCAGGAAAUUCGGUGUGUCAUAACCAUCAUAACCAUAAUUCCAUAGGAAAGCAAGUUCCCAGCUCAACAAAUGCCAAUCUCAAUAAUGCCAAUAUGUCCAAAGCUGCCCCUGGAAAGCGGCCCAGCAUUGGGAACCUUGAGCAUGUGUCUGAAAAUGGGCAUCAUUCCUCCCACAAGCAUGACCGUGAGCCUCAAAGAAGGUCCAGUAUUAAAAGAACCCGCUAUUAUGAAACUUACAUUAGGUCUGACUCAGGAGAUGAGCAGUUCCCAACUAUCUGCCAGGAAGACCCAGAGAUUCACGGCUACUUCCGGGACCCCCGCUGCUGGGGGGAGCAGGAGUAUUUCAGUGGUGAGGAGUACUACGAGGAUGACAGCUCGCCAACCUGGAGCAGGCAAAACUAUGGCUACUACAACCGAUAUCCAGGCAGCAACUUGGACUUCGAGCGGCCUCGAGGCUACCAUCACCCCCAAGGCUUCUUAGAGGACGAUGACUCACCCGUUUGCUACGAUUCCCGGAGAUCUCCAAGGAGACGCCUACUACCUCCCACCCCAACAUCCCACCGGAGGUCCUCCUUCAACUUCGAGUGCCUGCGCAGGCAGAGCAGCCAGGAGGAGGUCCCGCCAUCCCCCGCCUUCCCCCACCGCACGGCCCUGCCUCUGCACCUGAUGCAGCAACAGAUCAUGGCAGUUGCAGGCCUAGAUUCAACUAAAGCCCAGAAGUACUCGCCGAGCCACUCAACCAGGUCAUGGGCCACCCCUCCAGCGACCCCCCCGUACCGGGACUGGACGCUGUGCUACACCCCCCUGAUCCAGGUCGAGCGGUCGGAGGCCCUGGACCAGGUCAACGGCAGCCUGCCGUCCCUGCAUCGCAGCUCGUGGUACACGGAUGAGCCUGGCAUCUCCUAUCGGACUUUCACACCAGCCAGCCUGACUGUCCCCAGCAGCUUCCGCAACAAAAACAGUGACAAGCAGAGGAGCGCAGACAGCUUGGUGGAGGCUGUCCUGAUAUCCGAAGGCUUAGGACGGUAUGCAAGGGACCCAAAGUUCGUGUCGGCGACAAAACACGAAAUCGCCGAUGCCUGUGACCUAACCAUCGACGAGAUGGAGAGUGCAGCCAGCAACCUGCUUAACGGGAACGUGCAUCCCCGGGCCAAUGGGGACGUGGGCUCUGGCGCACACCGGCAGGACUAUGAGCUCCAGGACUUCGGGCCGGGCUACAGUGACGAAGAGCCGGACCCCGGGAGAGAUGAGGAGGACCUGGCAGAUGAAAUGAUAUGCAUCACUACCCUGUAGCCCCCAGGAGGGGCGGACUGACUCUGGCCUCAGGUGGGGCGCCGGAGGGCCAGGGAAAAAGUGCCUCGUAGUUAGGAAAGUUUAGGCACUAGUGUGGAGUCCAUGUUCAAUUAGACUUUUGUACAAGUGAUGUCAUGCCUCAAGGAAGCCAUAAACCUGGUAGGGAACAGCCGUGCACACGUGUCCAGCCCCAGCUGCGGGAAAGGGCAGGUCCAGCCCUCUCAGAGGACCGGCGAGGAGGUCGGACGAGCCCCGCCCGCUCGUCCAGAGCGCGCCUGGGGCACUCACCCACGCCCACCCGCCUGCAAGCACGGUGGGGAAGGUUACAGGUGAUGACGAUCACCAUACCUGUGUCAUUACCUCAGCCAUCGGUCUAGCAUAUCAGACAUUCACUGGGCCCAGCAUAUCCAUUUUUACACCCUUUCCCCCAAAAUACACUGCUUCCUGGUUCCUGUUUAGCUGUUUUGAAAUACAGUGUGUAAGUCAGGAGCUACCUACCAGCCGUCAUCCUGAAAGGGAGCAGAACCCUUCUGUUACGUGACGCCAGUUUACAUGAGAGAGCAUCGCUCCGACGGUCAGUGUCUGACCGUCAGGCUAAGGGCAAUCGUAAACUGGAAUAAUAAUGCACUCGCACCCAGGUAAACUUAGAUACGCUAGUUUGUUUAAAAAUUAUAGAUUUACUGUACAUGACUUGUAAUAUACUAUAAUUUGUAUUUGUAAAGAGAUGGUCUAUAUUUUGUAAUUAUUGUACCGUAUUUGAACUGCAGCAAUAUCCAUGGGUCCUAAUAAUUGUAGUUCCCCACUGAAAUCUAGAAAUUAUUAGUAUUUUUACUUGGGCUAUCCAGAAGUAGAAGAAAUAGAGCCAAUUCUCAUUUAGUCAGUGAAAAUCUUUUGGGGGUACAAUUUUAAGUUCAAAAGAACUUGACACUACAGAGAUUUUUCUAAAAUAUUUUGAGUCACUAUAAGCCUAUCGUUACACAAGGUAUACCAGAUGACUCUUCGCGGUCUUGUCUUUGGGUGCAAGUUCUAUGAUUUGAUAUUGUACCUUUUGAUCCACCAUGGGUUGCAACUGUCUUUUUUCCUCUGCUAACCCUCUGAAAAGUUCAUGACAAAGGAGGUCAAGCUGGUUGCUCUGACCCUAUGGCAUUCACAGUCCUGGUUUUCUCAGCUGCCCCCACAGGACAUGUUUGCAUUUCUGGUGCAGAAACCAUCGCAAAGAUGAAUGAAGUCCCUUUGCUCUUAUCCCCUGGGGACUAGGAGUGCUGGAGAAGGGGCGGGGGGACGGAGGGAGCAAAGUGAAGAUCUGCAGGAUUAGAAUGUCGGGGUCUGUACAAAUCGUAUUGCUGCCUUUUUAUAAAACAUUUGCUGUACUCUGUGUUCUCUCUGAGGGCUUUUAUAUGCAAUUGAAUGAGGGCUGAAGUUUUCACUAGAAUGCACUCACAUGCUGAUUGUACUUCCCGAUGGAAACCCACUUUUGGAUCAUUAGACUUGUCAAGGCUUCCUUUUCUGUCCACAGAAUUAUGCCGACUUUAUCAAGGUACCUUGGCAGGGAUUCCCUGCAGUCAAAAAGACAGGUAGCAAUUUUGGGUUCAAAAUUUUUAAAUGUUACAUAGACAACGUGUUAAUUUUUUUUUUUUUUGUAAAUAACAACACUUUGUUAUCAAGACCUUACAGACCUCUUCUUAAGACAUUCUUACUCCAGAUCCAAGCAAAAACACUUCAAGGUUUGUAAAUGACUCUUUCCUGACGUAAAUUCUUUUUUAUUAAAAUGCAAAAUGUUCUUCAGAAUAAAACUGUGUAAUAAUU
This is a messenger RNA of Diceros bicornis minor, 8662 nucleotides long. RefSeq names its product calcium voltage-gated channel subunit alpha1 D (gene CACNA1D). Gene Ontology annotation, biological process: calcium ion import across plasma membrane. The record is from RefSeq and is a predicted model, not a curated record. Gene Ontology annotation, molecular function: high voltage-gated calcium channel activity. The coding region runs from base 290 to 6856 and encodes 2188 amino acids. Gene Ontology annotation, cellular component: membrane; voltage-gated calcium channel complex. NCBI's taxonomy places the organism in Eukaryota, Metazoa, Chordata, Mammalia, Perissodactyla, Rhinocerotidae. The transcript is spliced from 49 exons.